Sardina pilchardus (European sardine) is the source of this 615-nucleotide messenger RNA. RefSeq names its product histone H4-like. Gene Ontology annotation, cellular component: nucleosome. Gene Ontology annotation, molecular function: structural constituent of chromatin; protein heterodimerization activity; DNA binding. NCBI's taxonomy places the organism in Eukaryota, Metazoa, Chordata, Actinopteri, Clupeiformes, Clupeidae. The record is from RefSeq and is a predicted model, not a curated record. The coding region runs from base 18 to 329 and encodes 103 amino acids. The transcript has a single exon. Gene Ontology annotation, biological process: nucleosome assembly.
CGCAAGUAAUUUGGAAGAUGUCUGGCAGAGGCAAAGGAGGCAAAGGUCUUGGCAAGGGAGGCGCAAAGCGUCACCGCAAAGUUCUUCGUGAUAACAUCCAGGGGAUCACCAAGCCUGCAAUGAGACGCCUGGCCCGCCGUGGUGGUGUGAAACGUAUCUCUGGUCUCAUCUACGAGGAGACCCGUGGUGUGUUGAAGGUUUUCCUGGAGAACGUGAUUCGUGAUGCCGUUACUUACACCGAGCACGCAAAGAGAAAGACUGUGACCGCAAUGGACGUAGUCUAUGCUCUGAAACGCCAGGGACGUACUCUGUACGGCUUUGGUGGUUAAAGCACACGUCUCUUCCUUGACUUAAUGUAAAGGCUCUUUUAAGAGCCACCCAAUUCCUUUUAAAAAGAAGUACUCCUUUUUAUAUAGGAUAGUGUGAGUUCUAACGCCCCACUUAAGUUCAGUCUCAAUGGCAAUACGGUCAUAACAAUUGGGAAACUGGGGCAUUGCGAUCCAAUGGGACGCGUAACAUGUAUGUGCUAUACGUCCCUUUUUACCGAGGGUAAACCAUGUGCUCCCAUACUAAUGUUUAUAUUUACAUGUACAUGACAAUCUCAAUCCUUCAGGG